Odontomachus brunneus is the source of this 2779-nucleotide messenger RNA. RefSeq names its product asparagine synthetase [glutamine-hydrolyzing] (gene AsnS). Gene Ontology annotation, molecular function: asparagine synthase (glutamine-hydrolyzing) activity. The coding region runs from base 374 to 2047 and encodes 557 amino acids. The transcript has 11 exons. Gene Ontology annotation, cellular component: cytosol. The record is from RefSeq and is a predicted model, not a curated record. Lineage: Eukaryota; Metazoa; Arthropoda; Insecta; Hymenoptera; Formicidae.
AUUGUUCAAAAAAUAUAAUAGACAAGAGCAAAGUAAAAAUGUCAACACUCACUCGAAUUGACAUUCAAAAUUCAGCUAUGUAUUCGAAAUUUUUUACUUAGGAAUGCAAUAGAAUGUACGGAACAUCGAUUUAUUGGCCCAAUAAAAGAUUAGUUUAUUUCGGUUAACCAUUUACACUUGAUCACUAAUCUCACUCUCUCUCGAGUGUUGAAUAUACAUUUGUUCCACUGAAGCCUGUACUCUCAAUCUUUAAUCAUUAUUACAUCAGCAACGCUGGAGUACUGCACGUGCACUGAGUGACCAUAUAUGCCAUACGUGUAUAAAAACCACAACAUACAAUCAAGGAUAUAAAAAAGUCAGCAAUACUGACAAAAUGUGUGGAAUUUGGGCACUAUUUGGUUUGGACACAGAACCCUUGACCUGUAUCUGUGAGAAUUUUGACAAGAUAUCGCAUCGUGGUCCAGAAGCUUUCAAGAUAGAAUUUGAUAUCAGAGUCAAGAAUGGAUAUCUGGGAUUUCAUAGACUGGCGAUUGUUGAUGGCCUGUAUGGAAUGCAACCAAUGAGAAUUUGUAAAUAUCCACAUCUAUUUCUUCUGUGCAAUGGGGAGCUGUAUAACUGGAAGAAAAUAGGGAAACAAUAUGACUUUGAAUAUACUACUAAGUGUGAUGUAGAAGUCAUUAUGCACUUAUAUGCUCACGGCGGUGCCGACUUUGUUGCUCGAUCCUUGGAUGGUGUAUUUGCAUUUUGUUUAAUGGACAUCGAGAAAAGAAGAAUUCUAAUUAGCAGAGAUCCAUAUGGUGUUAGGCCACUGUUUAGAUUACAUUCAGAUGAUGGCCAAUUAGCCAUCUGUUCAGAGAGCAAGGGUCUAAUGGCGAUAUUAAAACGCACAAAUGGGAAAUCGAUUCUAGAACCAUUUCCUCCAGGUCAUUAUGAAGAAUACGAAAUUUUGAACGAUGGCCGAACCAAACUUUUAAGAAACGUCAAUUAUCAUAAACCUGGUGACAAACCUUCCUUUGAAAUGUAUACUCCUUUGAUUGAUUUGGGUUCGAAACACAUCCAUAGCAAUAUCCGAAAGUUACUUUCGGCAGCUGUGGAAAAACGACUAAUGGGCGAUAGACGAAUAGGGUGUCUACUGUCGGGUGGGUUGGAUUCUAGUUUGGUUGCAGCUUUAUUGAUGAAGCAAGCAAAAAAACAUAAUCUACCAUACAAAAUACAAAGCUUUGCGAUAGGUAUGGGAGACAGUCCAGAUAUCAUUGCUGCAAAACAGGUUGCAGAAUAUAUCGGAACUGAACAUCAUGAGAUUAUCUUUACCCAGCAGGAUGUAAUUGAUGUGUUGGAUAAAGUUAUUUAUUCUCUAGAAACAUACGACAUCACUACUAUUCGAGCCUCGAUUGGAAUGUACAUUCUUUCAAGAUAUAUAAAACAAAAUACAGAGACAACUGUGAUCUUCAGUGGGGAAGGUGCAGAUGAAUUAGCACAAGGCUACAUCUAUUUCAGAGACGCACCUAAUGCAGCAGAUGCACACAAUGAAUCUCUUAGACUGUUAAAGGAUAUUUAUCUAUAUGAUGGUUUGAGAGCAGACAGAACGACCAGUGCUUUUAGUUUAGAGCUCAGAGUUCCGUUCUUAGAUCUUCAGUUCACCAAUUACUAUUUGUCGUUGGAUCCUAUCAUUAGACAACCCCAAGAUGGAAUCGAGAAACAUUUGUUAAGAUCUGCAUUUGACAAGAUUGAUUUACUACCUUUCAAUAUUCUUUGGAGACAUAAAGAAGCUUUUAGUGAUGGCGUCGCUUCCAUUAAAAAGUCUCUGUUCAAAAUAAUUCAAGAAAUUGUAGAGGAUCGUGUGCAGGAUGAAGAUCUGGAAAAAGCUUGUAUUAAAUAUCCUCACUGCACACCAAAGACAAAAGAAGCGCUCUAUUAUAGAGACGUUUUUGAGUCACAUUAUGGGGGACAAGCAGAAAAUUUUACACCUUACUUCUGGAUGCCACGCUGGGUAAAAGGUAUCACCGAUCCAUCUGCAAGAUUUAUCGCUCAUUAUCAACAAUGUUAAACUCUAAUAAGAAAAUUGGAAUGAAAUCAUCAUAUAUAUAGGUUUAGAAAUGCAUAAAAUAUAUAAAAUCAAAAUAUUAGUGAAAGUAAAUAAGAGCCCAAAAGAAAUAAUCUUUUCGCUGGCAUUGUAGUGUACAAAAUUUAAUUAAUCAUUUUUAUAUAAUCAUAAUUAAGUUAAAAAAACGUACGUUUUGGUCACCGGUUUGGACCUUCAUCAGUGCAAACGAAGACGGGAUUCAAUAAUAAGAGUAUGAAAACUAAUCGUAGUAUUAAACGCAAUAUAAUUAUUCGGUCUGUCUUGUCUUAUACGCAAUAUAAUUAUUCGGUAAUGCAAUUAUCGCAAAGUGAUUUGAUUGUGACAAACAGGUAAAUAGCGAAUAAUCUCGACUUGCCUCCAACGUCUAUUAUCUUAAAGCUGAUAUAGCGUAAAAAAACAGUUCAAAUUAAAAUAAGAGAAGUUUUGUCGGAAAUGUUGGCUUACUAAGUAAACGCAGAAAGAGAGAUAUAUAUACAUCAUCAUAUAACAUACAUAUAUAACGCAGGAUCUACUAUAUUAAAUUAUAAAUGUUUUGUACAUUGGAUAUUCAGGGAUAUUUGUGCAUAUUUAUUAUAAGUGAUAUAUCUAUCACAGGAUAUUUAUAAUUUUUAUCAAAGCUAUAUAUAAUAUAUUACAUAUAUAGCGUUCGUAUUUUAUCUUAAAGACGACAUUUUGUCUAUCACUGUUAUUAAAAUA